AUGUAUCAGAACCUUGGUCGCACACCCAACUGGGAAACCUGCUUCAAGCAAACCCAACUCACCGAGGAGAACUUGCGAACACAUACUGCCACCCACAAGAAGCUCGAUAGUGCUUGUGAAAUGGAUGAUCAACUUUACUACCGAUAUGACGGUGACUUUGCUGAGUCAGACGACGGAAACGUGGAAAGCCAAAGAGAGACCAUCGCCUUGAGAAGAGCGGCAUCGUUGGAAGUCUUGAAGGCGUACGGCGGAUGCUUCGCCUCUGGCUUCCUCGCACUACAAGAGCCCCUCCCAUCAAGGCCAAAAUCCAAACUCAGAUCAUACGAGAGCGCAUACAGCGUCGACAUGUCAAGAACGGCUUCCAACGCCACAUCACUCGAGACAGCCUCAAGCAGCUGGAGCAGCAACGUCGACGUGCCACGGCCAGAUUCGUCUACAUUAGGCGUACCAGUACCGGAAAGCAAAGGUGGAAAAUGGAGCUGGCGAAGCAUGAGGAGGAGUCGAAAGCAAGCUGCGAAGAAGAUUGAAUCUGAAGCAUCUUCAUACAAAGGUCCCGCCCCACCCCCACCCCAGCCCUCGACCACCGUUCCAGCUAACCCCAGAGAAGUACCUACCUACGCCAUAGCACCAUCUUCACCACCCACACUGCUGUCUUCGCCCAAACUCCCCCGUAGCAUGAGCUCGCAAUCUUCCAAGCCCCGCCGAGCUUCGACUGUUCUCGACCCGUACGCUGCACCGCACAUAUACUAUGGCGAGAGUCACUCGCGGAAGCACACCAGAGCCAGGACCUACUCGGCUAACGUAGACAAUGCCACGCGCAAUGCCCCAAUUGCCGAGGGUGCCAUUGCUGGCCGACGCAUCAGUCACGAUGAAAUCUCCCUGCAGCCUCGCCGCUUCAAGAUCAAUGUCGAAGAAACGCUCCAGCAGCUUCUCGCCCGCGAAGACUCGGACCAGAACUACCAGAUCACAAUAGACGACAAGGGACCCAAGACCUUGUCUCUCGGUACUCUUGGCUCCAACGCCUUCAAGAAGCACGAUGUCCGCGGCACCUAUAUGCUCUCGAACCUGCUCCAGGAGCUCACACUUGCAAAAGACUACGGCCGCAAGACCAUCGUGCUUGACGAGUCACGCUUGAACGAGAAUCCUGUAAACCGCCUGAGUCGCCUCAUCCAAUUCUCCUUCUGGGACGGUCUCACACGCCGCAUCGACGGCUCCAACAUCGCCAAAGUCGGUGUCGAUCCCAAGGACUGGACAGACGACCCACGCCCGCGUAUAUACAUCCCCCAGGGCGCACCUGAGCAGCACGAAUACUACACCCGCAUUGCUCGCGAGCAUCCCGACAUGCGUCUGGAUGUCAUCUGGCUGGACAAGGAUUGCGACAACAACGAUUACGUGCGCGAUCUGAACAAAGCACCCGGUCUGCUCGCUAUUGCUAUGGAAGAAUGGAUAGACCCAGAAACAAAGAAGAAGGACCUGAGGGGUCUGCCGUUCGUCGUCCCAGGUGGCCGCUUCAACGAGCUCUACGGAUGGGACAGCUAUAUGGAGUCGCUCGGUCUCCUUGUCAACGACCGUGUUGACCUGGUCAAAUCCAUGGUCAUUCACUUCUGCUUCUGCAUCAAGCACUAUAACAAGAUCCUCAACGCAAACCGCACUUACUAUCUCUGCCGAUCUCAGCCUCCCUUCCUCACUGAUAUGGCUCUGCGAUGCUAUGAACGCAUCAAGCACGAGCCUGGUGCGCUCGACUUCCUACGUGAAGCCAUCCUUGCUGCCAUCAAGGAAUACCACUCGGUUUGGAUGAGCGCGCCUCGCCUAGACCCCGUUACUGGGCUCACCAGGUACCGGCCUGGCGGACGAGGUGUGCCGCCUGAGACGGAAGCCAGCCAUUUCCACCAUGUUCUGAUGCCGUAUGCUGAGAAGCAUGGUAUGACAUUUAAGGAGUUCGUCGAUGCAUACAACAACGGACGUGUCGAAGAGCCUGAGCUUGACGAUUAUUUCCUACAUGACCGCGCUGUACGUGAAUCUGGCCACGACACUUCAUACCGUCUAGAGAGAGUCGCCGCAGAUCUUGCAGUCGUCGACAUCAAUGCGCUUCUUUACAAGUACGAAGUGGACAUUGGCCGUUGCAUCCGCAAUCACUUCGGUGACAAGCUUGAGAUCCCAGAUGGCUUCCGCACUGGUGACAUGAAGCCUGGCCAUGUUGAGAACUCUGCCACGUGGGAGCGCCGUGCUAGAAAACGCCGCGUUCAGGUGGACAAGUAUCUCUGGGAUGAAGAAGCUGGCAUGUACUUCGACUACAAUACAGUCAAGCAAGAACGCACCGGCUACGAGAGUGCCACCACUUUCUGGCCCAUGUGGUCAGGUCUUGCUACUCCUCGCCAGGCUAGCAUUCUUGUGGAGAAGGCCCUCCCUAAGCUGGAGGCAUUUGGUGGGCUUGUUUCGGGUACAGAGAAAUCGCGCGGCAAAGUCGGCCUUGACCGCCCCAAUCGUCAGUGGGAUUAUCCAUUUGGCUGGGCGCCGCAGCAGAUGCUCGCUUGGGUCGGCAUGCAGCGAUACGGGUACGAUGCAGAAGCCCAACGCCUGGCUUACCGCUGGCUCUUCAUGGUCACCAAGGCAUUUGUUGACUUCAACGGCGUUGUUGUUGAGAAAUACGAUGUCACGAGGAAGAUUGAUCCUCACAGGGUAGAGGCCGAGUACGGUAACCAAGGCAGUGACUUCAAGGGUGUUCCUCGCGAAGGCUUCGGAUGGGUCAACGCAAGUUACGUUUACGGUCUCACGCUCCUCAGCGCACACCAGCGCCGUGCUCUCGGUGCGCUUACCGAUUGGGACAGCUACUCAAAAGCCAUGGAAGAUCUUGGUAUGAUGUUCGCCACCAGAAAACGCAAGAGUACUACAUUCCUCCAUUGGACCUUCAAAAUGCCUUCGGUGCUGAUUCACCUUCCUUCGGCAACACCCUCUCGCACCGAGAAUCCUCUUCCACAGCUCCUCCACACACCCUCUGGCCUAGCACUCAUAGAAAUCCAAGGCACAAUCCACUUCCCAACGCCUGCGGAAUCCUCCGGGCCCUCUACACAAGUCGGAAAGCUCGUCUUUCCAUACUACAAUCCCAACAUCAACGAUCCAAGCGACACAAAAUGGAUGAAGCGCGUAUACAUGUACAUUGGCAAAGGCCAGCGCAUGACAGGCGAGUGCAAGAAGUUGCCCAAGCCAUAUGGGGUCAUGCGCAAGAAAGAAAAGAAAGAUGUUGAAGAUGUAGCCAUGGGUGGCCUUGAACAAGAGGACGGUGCGAAGGAAGAAGAGCUGGAGAUUGUAGAGGUGGUGAGCACCAUUAAUCACAAACUCAACAUGCAGUACGCAACUGCGGCUCUGUUGGCCUUGUUAACUAGCACUACUUAUGCCGCUGUGGGAGAUUGGCAGCAAUGUGGUGGUAUAAGUUGGUCUGGUGAGACCACGUGCAGUUCAGGUGCAGGCUGCGUCAAGAUCAAUGACUACUACUCUCAAUGCCAACCCGGUGCAGCCCCGGCGCCCACUGCGGAGCCACAACCUGACCCUGUUCCAGAACCGACACCUACAACCUUUACAACCGUCUCUCCAGGGGCACCCACUGUCAGCAGCACCCCAUCGGGAAGCGGACCGGGCAAGACACUUCAGAGCGGCUAUUACUGGAUCCGCUCAGUCGCCGCGCCCAACUUCCACAAAUACUUCCAAACCAACCCCCUCUACUCGACAGGAUCAGCUCUCCUAGGCGACUACACCACAGCCGGCCAGUUUCAAGUCGUUGACGGUCAACUAGUUGAAUUAGUAUCCGCUCCCGGUGAGCCUGUCAAGCUUCUCUAUGCUGUCGUAUCCGAGGAGCGCUCUAUAAACGGCAUGUCUCUUGCUGUUAGCUUCUCCGAGAGCAAGAACACGUACGGAACGUUUGCAUGGGGUGGGGACGAUCUCCAAUGGAGUGUUUCUGGUGUCAAUCGCCCGAACAAGAGCGCAUGGUAUGUGUGCACUGGGCAGAAACUGUAUAUCAACUUGGGUAACUACUUGUAUCAGACGCCAAGUGGGUGUGCUGAUCAGACUGUGCAUUACUACAAUGAUAAGACGGCGAACAAUUAG
Molecule: messenger RNA, 4101 nt
Organism: Alternaria burnsii
Lineage: Eukaryota; Fungi; Ascomycota; Dothideomycetes; Pleosporales; Pleosporaceae
Product: glycoside hydrolase family 37 protein
Exons: 11
Coding region: 1-4101 (1366 amino acids)
Biological process (GO): mitotic sister chromatid cohesion; trehalose catabolic process
Cellular component (GO): extracellular region; cytoplasm; Ctf18 RFC-like complex
Molecular function (GO): alpha,alpha-trehalase activity; calcium ion binding; cellulose binding
Source: RefSeq, a predicted model, not a curated record